Molecule: messenger RNA, 3855 nt
Organism: Stegostoma tigrinum
Lineage: Eukaryota; Metazoa; Chordata; Chondrichthyes; Orectolobiformes; Stegostomatidae
Gene: cyb5a
Product: cytochrome b5
Exons: 5
Coding region: 96-515 (139 amino acids)
Cellular component (GO): membrane; intracellular membrane-bounded organelle
Molecular function (GO): heme binding
Source: RefSeq, a predicted model, not a curated record
AGGGGGCGGAGACUGGAGUUGAGAAUGUGAAUAAGCGGUCUCAGCUCCUGAUUGCGUGCGGCUUGCUUUCAACUGGUCUUCUAGCUGACGGCAACAUGGCUGAGAACAAGGAAGAAGUUCGGUACUACCGGCUGGAGGAGUUGAAACAGCACAGCAGCGGCAAAAGUGCCUGGAUCCAUAUUCACGACAAAAUCUACGAUGUGACCAAGUUCUUGGAGGAGCAUCCUGGUGGUGAAGAAGUGCUGAAAGAGCAAGCAGGAGGUGAUGCAUCAGAAGCUUUUGACGACGUUGGACAUUCAACUGAUGCACGAGAGAUGACAAAAAAAUACCUCAUCGGAGAACUUCAUCCCGAUGAUAGAGGAGCUUUUGUGAAGCCACCGGAGCCUAAUGUUGUUGUAGUGGAGUCCGAGUACAGUUUGUUUUUGUUUUGCAGUUGGUGGUCCAGUUGGCUAAUCCCAGCAGCAGCUGGCUUGACUGUGGCUCUCCUAUACCGCUAUUUUGCAAUGGAUCACUGAACAUUCUGUGGAACAGAUGAUGGAACUACUUCAUGUCAAAUUGCAGUCUAAUACAACCGAAUUUUAAAACAAAAUAAUUGCAACAAUUAUGUAACUUGCAUUGAAAGAACUUUGGUAGGAAUUCUCAUCCCUUAGUGAAAAGUAAGAGCAAAGUAUACCAAUUGAGUUGUGAGGUUUCCUUUACCUCAACGACACAUCUAUAGGAAACAGACUGUAGGUGCCCCAGCACCUAAAAUGGUUACUAGGCCCUGUGUUGAUGACAGACUUGUUGCAUGUUGAAGAAACAUUUGAGAAAUUAGUUCCCUGUGAUCAAUUAUCUGGCUGUUGCUAGUCACAAAUUAGAACAUAGAACAUAGAACAGUACAGUACAGAACAGGCCCUUCAGCCCACAAUGUUGUGCCGACCAUUGAUCCUCAUGUAUGCACCCUCAAAUUUCUGUGACCAUAUGCAUGUCCAGCAGUCUCUUAAAUGACCCCAAUGACCUUGCUUCCACAACUGCUGCUGGCAACGCAUUCCAUUCUCUCAACUCUCUGUGUAAAGAACCCGCCUCUGACAUCCGCUCUAUACUUUCCACCAACCAGCUUAAAACUAUGACCCCUCGUGCUAGCCAUUUCUGCCCUGGGAAAUAGUCUCUGGCUAUCAACUCUAUCUAUGCCUCUCAUUAUCUUGUAUACCUCAAUUAGGUCCCCUCUCCUCCUCCUUUUCUCCAAUGAAAAGAGACCGAGCUCAGUCAACCUCUCUUCAUAAGAUAAGCCCUCCAGUCCAGGCAGCAUCCUGGUAAACCUCCUCUGAACCCUCUCCAAAGCAUCCACAUCUUUCCUAUAAUAGGGCGACCAGAACUGGACGCAGUAUUCCAAGUGCUGUCUAACCAAAGUUUUAUAGAGCUGCAACAAGAUCUCACGACUCUUAAACUCAAUCCCCCUGUUAAUGAAAGCCAAAACACCAUAUGCUUUCUUAACAACCCUGUCCACUUGGGUGGCCAUUUUAAGGGAUCUCUGUAUCUGCACACCAAGAUCCCUCUGUUCCUCCACACUGCCAAGAAUCCUAUCCUUAAUCCUGUACUCAGCUUUCAAAUUCGACCUUCCAAAAUGCAUCACCUUGCAUUUAUCCAGGUUGAACUCCAUCUGCCACCUCUCAGCCCAUCUCUGCAUCCUGUCAAUGUCCCGCAGCAGCCUACAACAGCCCUCUAUACUGUCAACGACACCUCUGACCUUUGUGUCAUCUGCAAACUUGCUGACCCAUCCUUCAAUCCCCUCAUCCAAGUCAUUAAUAAAAAUUACAAACAGUAGAGGCCCAAGGACAGAGCCCUGUGGAACCCCACUCACCACUGACUUCCAGGCAGAAUAUUUUCCUUCUACUACCACUCGCUGUCUUCUGUUGGCCAGCCAAUUCUGUAUCCAAGCAGCUAAGUUCCCCUGUAUCCCAUUCCUCCUGACCUUCUGAAUGAGCCUACCAUGGGGAACCUUAUCAAAUGCCUUACUGAAGUCCAUAUACACCACAUCCACAGCUCGACCCUCAUCAACUUUUCUAGUCACAUCCUCAAAAAACUCGAUAAGGUUUGUGAGGCAUGACCUACCCCUCACAAAGCCGUGUUGACUGUAUUUGAUCAAGCCAUGCUCUUCCAGAUGGUCAUAAAUCCUAUCCCUCAGAAUCCUUUCUAACACCUUGCAGACGACAGACGUGAGACUUACUGGUCUGUAAUUGCCAGGGAUUUCCCUAUUUCCUUUCUUGAAGAGAGGAAUUACAUUUGCCUCUCUCCAGUCCUCAGGUACGACUCCAGUGGAGAGCGAGGAUGCAAAGAUCUUCGCAUGUGGCGAAGCAAUUGCAUUUCUCGCUUCCCAAAGCAGCCGAGGACAAAUCUGGUCCGGGCCUGGCGACUUGUCAAUCUUAAUGUUUGACAAAAUUUUCAGCACAUCAGCUUCCUCUAUCUCUAUCCAUUCCAGCAUGCACACCUGGUAUUUAAAAAGAUAUGAACAAAAUACUUCUCUGGUGUAGAAGUUGCCCCUCUGCCACCAUCCAACCUCCAGUGCCACUGUAUUGUUAAUCUUGCAUCAUUGUCCCACUACCUGUUCCCCACUCCAGCACUGCUCCAGGAACUUACUUGAGGGCCACUGUUGAUGACCCAAAAUUAAUUGAGCUGUUCUUGGGCAUAAAUCAAAUGCUCCUACCCCUUCCUGAAGGUGUAGGAAAAGUCUGACUGUUUGGAUCUGGGCAUGAAAUUCUUUUAUUGGAAGGACUUUGGGAUCCUGCUGAUCUAUAGAUGUGAAUUGGACUAGAAGCUUAUUUAUUUUUGGCAUUGAGUUGUAUGGCUCCACUUGAGAGGCAGAAUAUCCUUUUCGUAGAUAAUGCCCAGAUUCAUUUCCAUGCUUUUUACAUCCAAAUAAUAUCAAAACAAUCCUUUGCAUGUGGUUUAUGCUGUGCAUCUCAUCAAAUGUACUUUGUCCACUACAAUACAACUGUGAUGUCAAUAUUCAGGAAAUUGAAACAAGACUUGGUGGCUGAUUCUCGAACUUCCCAAGAAAUGCUACUACAACUCUGCAUGAUCAUUUUUCCAGAAGCCUCUUGCAUUUGGCAGCUGCACUGAGUUGGUCACCUCUCCAUGUUAUGUGGGCUGUUCUACCACUCGCAAAAAAUGCCACAACACUCUAAAAUCUCUCCAAGUUGGGUAAUUCAUGUAACUUGGCUUCCUGCCUCUAUAGGAAUGAACUGCAUUCCCAGGUCUAGUCUGUGUAAGCUCUCCAGCAAUGGAGACUGUCUGCUGCCAUCUGCACCCACCUCUAAGUCUGCCAAACAUGUGGCUGAGAUAAACUGUGCCAAAAAAUGUCGAAAGAAAAUUAUCUUCUUUUGGACACAAAAUGCUUGAUCAACAUGAAGUUGCUUUUUUUUUGUUCAUCAUAAAUAUUUGAUGUUUUACCCUUGUUAGUGAACUAUGGUGCCAUUUGGUUAGGACUCUGACUGUACAUGGAUGCUACCAGCAAUAGUGCUUGUGUCACUGUACAAUUGGAAAAUGAUUUUCUGAAGAUGUCGGUUGUUCCUUUGUGGUGAAGAGAAUUGGCAAGUUUGUCAUUUGAUUUCCCAUAACUGUACUAAAUUAAGUAAGAUGGCUUAGGUGCAACAAUCAUUUCUGUCCAAAUCUCAUCAUUGCACCCAUCGGCAAGUUUCUUAGUGAAUUGUGAAGAUUUCUGAUGUGACUGACUAUGCAUUUUGUAUAAUGUGGAAAGAAGCCAUUUCAAAUGAGCUAAUACAAUGUUGUGUUUUAUUGUACCUAUUGGAAAAUAUACUUUUCAAUGUUGAAAAAAAUGCAUUUGUGUAACUGAGUAAUCAAAUACUUAUAAAUAAA